GGAAUGAGGAUGGACAGUGUGCAGUUCCGGGCCCGUCGUGCUGCAGAGCCGGCAAAACCAGAACAUGAACAUGAAAAAGAGCCAGAGCAAGUAGAGGAGCCAGCUGCCCACGUCCCUCCAGCACACCACCCCGGCCACCACAACUAUGACCACAUGAAGAACAAGUUCAUGAAUGAGAUUGGCCAUCUGCCACUCCCUAUGUGGGCAGUUGGGGCCAUCGUCGUAGUGGUGCUGGUGUUGGUAGGAUGCUGCACCUUCUGCCUCUUCAAAAAAUGCUUUGGGAAAAAGAAAAAAACAAAGAAAGUGAGGGAGAGGAAGGCUGGCCGCCGGAGGAAGGCAGACAACGAAGGGGGAGGAGAGGGUGGCGAUAAGGAAGAAGGGGAUCAGAAAGAAGGGGAAGGAGAGGAGAAGGAGCAGGAGAAGCUGGGGAAACUGGAGUUCUCCUUGGACUACAACUUCACAGAUGCCCAGCUUAUAGUGGGUAUCCUCCAGGCUCAGGAUCUAGCUGCCAUGGAUAUGGGGGGUACCUCAGACCCCUAUGUAAAAGUCUACCUGCUCCCAGACAAAAAGAAGAAGCAUGAAACUAAGGUCCAGCGCAAGAACCUGUGCCCGGUUUUCAACGAGACCUUCAUCUUCAAGAUCCCGUACACGGAGUUGGGAGGGAAGAUCCUGGUGUUGCAGGUCUUCGACUUUGACCGUUUCUCCAAGCAUGAUGUGAUUGGGGAGAUAAAGAUCCCCAUGAACAGUGUGGAUCUGGGACAACCAAUGCAAUGUUGGAGGGACCUGGAGAACAGUGAAAAAGAAGAGGCAGAGAAACUGGGUGAUGUCUGCAUCUCCUUGCGCUACGUACCUACUGCUGGCAAACUCACUAUCAACAUCAUGGAGGCCAAGAACCUAAAGAAGAUGGAUGUUGGUGGCUUAUCAGAUCCAUUUGUGAAGAUUGUUCUGCAGCACAAUGGGAAACGAAUCAAGAAGAAGAAGACGACUGUCAAGAAGAACACACUCAACCCUUACUUCAAUGAGAGCUUCAGCUUUGAGAUUCCCUUCGAGCAGAUUCAGAAAGUGCAGGUCGUCAUAACAGUGUAUGACUACGACAAGCUUGGGAGCAACGAUGCAAUCGGGAAGACCUUCAUGGGUUACGGUGCCACAGGAGUUGGUCUGAAACAUUGGUCCGAAAUGUUGGCCAAUCCCAGACGUCCAGUUGCCCAAUGGCAUGUCCUCUGCCCAGAGGAGGAGGUGGAUGCAGCUUUGAAGGUCCCACCUCGUUAA
Oncorhynchus masou masou (cherry salmon) is the source of this 1269-nucleotide messenger RNA. It is a transcript of the gene syt5b, whose product is annotated as synaptotagmin Vb. The transcript is spliced from 8 exons. The record is from RefSeq and is a predicted model, not a curated record. Gene Ontology annotation, molecular function: calcium ion binding; calcium-dependent phospholipid binding; syntaxin binding. Gene Ontology annotation, biological process: synaptic vesicle endocytosis; cellular response to calcium ion; regulation of dopamine secretion. Bases 4 to 1269 code for a protein of 421 amino acids. Gene Ontology annotation, cellular component: plasma membrane; exocytic vesicle. NCBI's taxonomy places the organism in Eukaryota, Metazoa, Chordata, Actinopteri, Salmoniformes, Salmonidae.